UACUCCUAUAACAAGAGAGGAAGUACAAUUGAAAGAAGCCAUUCAAAAAAUGUUGCUCGAUAACAUAUUUGCAUUUAAUGAAAUUGAAGUUUCUGAAGAAUCGUCAUUGGACUUUUUGGAUCAAUUUAAAGAAUGUGAGGUUGAAGCUGUUGAAGAAGAUGAUGCAAACGAAAAUUGGUCUGGGGAGACAUAUAUUGGAGUUUGUUCACAGCGUGAUGAAGACGUUGAUGUCGAUUACAAGCGGAAAGCAGUUGCGUUUUGGACAGAGGGAGAAAAAAAACGUAAACUUGCUACUGUUCAACAUAAUUUUAGAUUUGUUUCUUCUGAACGACAAUUACGAAGAUGGGCUUAUCAAAUUGAAACAAGUGGAACUAAAAAAGAAAGAUUGGCUCAAAUUUCGGAAUUCGUGACAACAAAUAUGAAAAAAGCUAUUGAAUCCGGUUAUAUUUUGCAUGAUAGAGAUAUACGACGAUGGGCUUUGCAAGCAUAUAAAGAACAAGGUAACGAUCAUAUGACAUUUAAAGCUUCCAAAACAUGGCUGUAUAAUUUUAAAAAAGCUCAUCGUAUUGUUUCUCGAAAAAUAACAAAAUUUGUAACACGAAAGACAAUAGAAGACGAUGAAGUAUUGAAAAUUAAAGCUACGGACUUUGUCAAUGAAGUAAACCCUUUGAUUACGAGAUACGGAGAUGAAAAUAUGUACAAUUCAGACCAGAGUGGAUUUCAAUUAGAAAUACAUUCUGGACGAACUUUAGCAGUGAAAAGCCAAAAGAAAGUAGAGUGUGUUGUACAAUCUGUACCUUCAAGAACGCAUAGUUACACAAUACAACCAACAAUAACUGCUGAUGGAAGAUUGUUGUCGCCCCUUUUUAUGGUUUUGCAAGAAGCAAAUGGACAAUUUGGACCAAUAGUUCAGAAAACAUUAUUCAAACCGACUAAUGUGUACGUGACUGCAUCAAAAUCUGGAAAACUCACUUCUGCUCAUUUCAAAAUCUGGUUGGAAGAGGUCUUUUUUCCUAAUACUAAAACAACGUCUGUGUUGUUAUUAGACUCUUGGAGUGGACACUGUGAACAAGAUAUACAUAAUGCGAAACCAACGGGUAAAGAAAUUAUAAUUAAGAUGAUACCAAAAGGUACCACUGGCCGAAUCCAACCUCUAGAUGUUUAUGGAUUUAGGGUGUGGAAGAAUUAUGUUAGGCGUUUCUCCGAUGAUGUGCUGUUACAUGAUUACGAUAUUAAUCUCCAUUUAAGAAAUAAUAUAAUUAAGUUACAAUCACUUGUACACAAUCAACUAUCUUCACCAAGAUAUAAAAAUCUAUUCCAGUAUGCUUGGUACAAAAGUGGAUACACAGAAAAAAAAUCAGGAGAUUUUGUGAAUCCUGUAGAUUUUGCUUUCGAAGAGAACACACAAAUGAAAUGUGCACUCUGUGAUGAAAUACCAAUAAUUAGAUGCUCUUGGUGUAAGAAAGCAUUUUGUUUAAAACAUUUUUUUCAUGAAUAUCACUUCUGCGACAAAUAUGAAUAUUAAGUAAACCAUUUUGUAAACUGCAUGUAUCUUACAAAAGCUUCAGAUUAUAAAUUUAUACCACAUAUACAUACCUAACAUACACGUGAAAUAUAAUUGUACCAAUCAUGUAACUAGUACCGGAAAUUAAUUUACAUUUAUUAUAUUCCUUACUAUCUGUAUCGCAUAUUAAUACGCAGAUAUGUACUAAUAUAAUUUUUAUUAAUCUUGUAA
This is a messenger RNA of Osmia bicornis bicornis, 1735 nucleotides long. RefSeq lists its product as uncharacterized. Bases 50 to 1525 code for a protein of 491 amino acids. The record is from RefSeq and is a predicted model, not a curated record. Gene Ontology annotation, cellular component: nucleus. The transcript has 2 exons. Lineage: Eukaryota; Metazoa; Arthropoda; Insecta; Hymenoptera; Megachilidae. Gene Ontology annotation, molecular function: DNA binding.